Molecule: messenger RNA, 3584 nt
Organism: Centruroides sculpturatus (bark scorpion)
Lineage: Eukaryota; Metazoa; Arthropoda; Arachnida; Scorpiones; Buthidae
Product: protein ABHD17B-like
Exons: 2
Coding region: 311-1186 (291 amino acids)
Biological process (GO): protein depalmitoylation
Cellular component (GO): endosome membrane; plasma membrane
Molecular function (GO): palmitoyl-(protein) hydrolase activity
Source: RefSeq, a predicted model, not a curated record
UCGUCGAAUAAAAAUCCAGAAGAGACAAUAAAACUGUCGACGUCCAAUAAAAUUGUGCGUAAAAAGCAAAAAGCAGUGUACUGUUAGGGUCAAUUGGGGCAAUAUCCUCCGUUUCUUCCUCCGUUGGAUGACGUCACGGCGUACAAUGGCGGACGGUUUCCGAAUGGAUUGGUUUGGAGCAUCUUUCUUUGUUUGUAGUUGGGUAACAAUUUCGAGUGUUGUCUAAUGGGAGAUAUUGGCAAAUCGGUAGUAUUAUGACGACUGAAUCUUCGCUUAUCGACUCGGAAAGAAGCCGUUAAGAGAGCCUCAAAUGCCCAGAGAAAUGAACGGUUUAUCUUUGAGUGAACUUUGUUGUCUUUUCUGUUGUCCGCCCUUUCCGUCGAGAAUCGCAGCCAAGUUGGCCUUCAUACCUCCCGAACCUACUUAUACCUAUUUAGCCGACGAUACCGGUACGAAAUUCACUUUGAAUCUGACAGAUAGAGCAGAAUGGCAAUUUAGCCAGAGGGACCUCGAAGACAUAGAAGUGUUCUAUACUAGAACUACGAGAGGAAACAGGAUUUCUUGCAUGUACGUAAGAUGCAGCCCUAAUGCUAAGUUUACCAUUCUUUUCAGUCACGGAAAUGCCGUCGAUCUGGGCCAGAUGAGUAGUUUCUACUUGGGUCUAGGCUCUAGGAUUAACUGUAACAUCUUCAGUUACGACUAUUCCGGCUACGGCAUCAGCACGGGUAAGCCGUCCGAGAAGAACCUGUACGCCGACGUGGACGCGGCCUGGCACGCGCUGAGAACGAGGUACGGCAUCAGCCCGGAGAACAUCAUCCUGUACGGGCAGAGCAUCGGCACCGUGCCCACCGUGGACCUGGCCUCCAGGUACGAAGUGGGCGCCGUCAUCCUCCACUCGCCCCUCAUGUCCGGGAUGCGCGUUGCCUUUCCCAACACGAAGAGGACGUGGUUCUUCGACGCCUUUCCCAGUAUCGACAAAGUUCCAAAAGUGACAUCCCCGGUUCUUGUCAUCCACGGUACCGAAGACGAAGUCAUCGAUUUCUCUCACGGACUAGCAAUAUACGAGCGGUGCCCCCGGGCCGUGGAGCCUCUGUGGGUGGAAGGUGCGGGACACAACGACGUCGAGCUGUACGGACAAUACUUGGAACGUUUGAAGAAGUUCGUAUCCAUGGAGCUCAUCAACUGACACGCGCUUCGCGGCCUCCCUCGAGAAAGGCGAGUGCCUUCUUCUAAUACAGAAGAUCCUUCACCAUCCCAACGAGACGACAAAUGAUAUCCCAAUUGUAAAUUCCACCUGAAUAUUUCCAAAAUGUUUAUAUAAUAGUUUCAUCGCCCAAAAAAAAGGCAUUUAACUCUCGGUGCAAAACAAACUUCUAGAGAAGAAACUAAACAUUUUGCACGUUUAAGGGAACAACGAGAGGAAAGUGUUACUUAGACAAACGUUUUCUUUCCAGAUUUAAAUAAUGGUUACGAUACGAAAACGUGACGAAUUUACGAUAUUAUCUCGUAAUUACUUUCCGUUCGACACUCUUUUCUUUUGGACACUUCGCGGAGUAACGUCACGAUUUCUAUAAUAUAUAUACAUAUAUAUAUUUCGGAACUACUACUUUUUCCAUCGAUUAUUUUUUAAUGCAGGUCAACAUUGCAACAGUGUCUAAGUUUUAUUGAUGAGGGUCGUCCGAAAGUUACCAAAAAAGCGAUUUCGGUAAUGGUGGACUCGGAAGAAGAGUAGCACCUGGAAGAAACGUGACGAAGUAGUAGCACCUGUUUGGGUAGCGUAGAAGUUUUAGUAUCCGUGAUGCAGCAGUAGCCAUAUAUAAAUUAAUGGUCUCCCUUUGCUUGGCUUUGUGUCCACAUCGAUAUAUUUAAAAAAAAGAAAAAUGGCCAUCGUCACGGUAAUAUAUUUUGGCAUAUUCGAACAUUUUUGCUUUGUAUCGUGCGGUUAUUGAGUUGUUCUUCGUUUUUUGAUCGUCGCUGGCUUUUUACGGUUUCCAAGUUUUUACUUCUGGCCUAAAAUUGGUAUUAUUUUAUCAAUUUCUAUGUAAAAUUAGAAGAUGAUAAAAGGAAAAAAUCAUCGUAAUUGCGCUUAUUGUGUACGAGUGAGUGCGAGUGUCUGACGAACGAAUGUUCUUCUCGUGCGCCAGUUUUAAUAUAAAGUUUGGGAACAGGGCUGCAGGUGUGUUAGCGUACUUCAAUUAAUUUAGCGUAACGUCGAUGUUUCUAUCGAAUCAUUCCAAUUGGCAUUGUGAUAUCGAACAUUUGUACCUACGGUUCGUAUCAUAGUCUACAACGUACAUACACCUUUAAAUAAAAGCUCCACUUUUGUAUAACGGCACUUCUUAAUCCAAAAAAUCCAAUCGUCUACACCUAGCACAGGUAUGAGAGUUUGUGUGAAAUAUCGCAGUGUUAUAUUAAAAAAGUUAUUUAAUCGUACAUAGUUCCUGUGACAGAGUGAUUUAAUGAUUUGGUAAAUUUAUACACACCUUCGUCGACACGGGUACAGUUUGUACCAUAAUAAAAUAGUUUUAUCCGUGGUUAAUUUAUCAUUCGACGCAGUUUAUAUCCCGGCCCUUUUUUUGUACGUCAUAAAUAUAUAUAUAAAAACCACUGUCUUUUUAUGUAAAUAAUGAAAAAUAUUUCGUUGGAAGUUCCUCACAUUUUCAGAGAACGAUGCUUGUGAUUUGGAAUCUAGUCUCAUCCCCUCAUUUUUGUCGACGUUAUACUUAAAUCUUAGCGGUAAAACCGUUGGUUUCCCAUUAGUUAAUCGAGAUUCGAACACGUGACUAAUUCCAUCCCCUGGAGAUGUACCAGGACUGCUAAUCGAAACUUGAGGUUACUUUACAGAAUCAUCUGCAGUCCUGCCCCAAACGUGGUUACUUUUACGUUAAUGGUCAUGUUCUGUCGUUCUAAGAGAAACUUAAAGGAAAAUUCUAUUACUAUGCAUACGAAAUUCUGCAACGGUUUCUUCCAAUAGCCUACUCGAUAUUUUUGUGACGUAGAAACGUAAAUUUGCGAAUUUAUUAAAACGGCAAAGGCAAUUUGCCGGAUUUCUACCGGAUACAAACGAAAAUCGAAACUUAAAAUUGUUUAAUUAACGUAGCGAGGAAGGGGAUGGUUCCUUACGCUUUUGAAAAUCUCCUCUCGUUUAGGAACGAAUUAAUUAGAAUCAUUAAAAGUUCUAUUUUUAACGCGCUUUUUAGAUAGGAUUUUGCAUUAUUUUCUGGCUACGGUACUAACGCUUCGGCCGGUGGCGGGUUCGGACCCGUCGAGAAUUCGUCAAUCCAGUCACGGUACGAAAUGCCACCGGGCCGAUAAAUUCGAUUUAAAAAUAGAGGGGGUCGUGUCGAAAGAAAAAAGGCAAGUUAUAAGUUGUCGGUCUUCCUCUUUCCUGUUUGUUUAAGGUUUCUUUUUAGUGACGAAUUGUAAUUUUAAUUAAUCGACGCUCCGUUACCAUCCGAAAUUUUGUUUUGUUAAUAUACUUUUGAUUUGAAUGAAACGUUCUUUCGUUUGAUGAAAGUAUAAAACGAAAAGAUGGAAGUUUUGAUUGCUGUAACGAAUCAAAAUAAAAGAAAAAAUAUUGUAAA